GCAUGUUGAUUGGCUACCGCGUGAACUUCCGCCACACAGCAAGCGUUGCCGCAUCCUAUGAGCAGAAGCUAUAACUUACUGCACCAACAGUGCAGCUGUAAAGAACAGGCCAAAGAUCAUUUAGAAAAUUGUUUAUUGAUCGCAAUCUCGUGGGAAUAGUCGAGUAGUCCGGACGUGCUUAGCGCGCGCGCCUGUGAGGUCUUUGUUUUUUGCGAGCCGCAUAUUUUUAGAUAAAUGUUCCACCUCGAUGGAGUGCAAGUAACUUUAUUUAUCAUAUUAACCUUAGUUGAUGAUAAAGGAGACUAAACCGUCGAACUGUGCCUGCCAUAAUUGAGAAACAGAACAGAACAUUUAUUGAUCGGUUUACUAUCGGUGAACACUUACUCUAAAGUGCAUAUCGGAAGAGCAGUUGAGAAACCGUUGUGUUCGCUGAACGUAGCCAUCGUCAGCUUGCAUGUAACAGCACUGUAUUUGCAAUUGUUAGUUUUUAUUAAUUACUAGUUACUAAAUAAAUAGUACAAGUUACUAAAUAAAUAGUACAAUGGUCAAGUGUUGUUUUGUACAAGGUUGCAAAUCGAGUAAAUAUAAAAAAACAAAAGUGAGAAAGUAUAGAGCAAAGAAAAAACUCUUAACAUUGUUUGGAUUUCCAGCAGACCCAAUUCUUAAAGGAAAAUGGAUAGAAGCACUUAUUAACUCAGGUCACAGUAAAGAAUAUAUAGCAACGAUUUCAAAAUAUAGCCGUAUAUGCAAUCGACAUUUUGCUGAAGAUUGCGUUGUAAUCACUUCAAAUAUUACUCGGUUGAAACCAAACUCUGUGCCAACAAUAUUUCCAAAACCAUUGACAGAAAGCAUGGCUGAUAUAAAGAAUAUCAUAUCAUCUGAUAUACCAUUCAUAGAAAUGAAAACUGUUGAUCUAGGUGAAGACAUAAUUUAUGAGACUUCUUCUAAAGAAAUAGUUUUCUAUAUAGAUAAUAUCAAAUCAGAGAAAUUGGGAAGUAUAUAUAUGGAGAAUAUUCAUGAGACUUCUUCAAAACAAAGAGUAUGCUACACAGGUGAUGACGAGUCAGAAAAUUUGGGAAGCAUAUGUGAAGAGGAGACUCCUUUAAUAAAACGAUUGUCCUGUACAGGAAUAUAUGACAAGGAACAUGGCGAAUCACCAAAAUUCAAAAACCUAUACGAAAAGAUUAAUGAAUUAAAACUGGAAAAGAAGCAAAUUCGGGCGAUUUUCUUGUACGAAUUCAAAAAAGGUCGUAAAGCAGCUGAAGUGGCUCGCAGUAUAAAUGAUGCAUUUGGACCAGGAGUCGCUAACGAACGUACAGUGCAAUGGUGGUUCCGAAGAUUUCGUGAUGGAGAUGAGAGCCUUGAAAAUGAAAGGCGCUCUGGACGACCAAUGACCAUUGACGACAAUCACUUGAAGAUGUUAAUUGAAAUAGAUCCGCACACAACGAUUCAAGAACUUGCGAAAGAACUUGGCGUGAGCAAAUCAACUAUUUCUGAUCAUCUGGAGCGAAUUGGAAUGACAGAAAACCUCGACAAAUGGGUACUACAUGAAUUGAGCGAAAAACACCAAAAUCGUCGUUUGGAAGUGUGUUUUUCAUUGAUUUUGCGUAACCAAAAUGAUCCGUUUCUUGAUCGCAUUAUAACGUGUGAUGAAAAAUGGAUCUUGUACGACAAUCGUCGAAGGUCUGCGCAAUGGUCAGAUCGUAAUGAAACGUCCCAACACUUUUCGAAACCGAAACUGCAUCAAAAGAAGACCAUGCUGACUGUUUGGUGGUGGUCAGCCGGGAUAAUCCAUUACAGCUUUUUGAGUCCGAACAAAACCAUCACAGCAGAAAAGUAUUGUCAAGAAAUCAACAAAAUGCACCAGAAACUGGCACUUAUGCGUCCGGCAUUGGUCAAUAGGAAAGGCCCAAUUCUCCUGCAUGACAAUGCUCGAACACACGUCACACAACUAACGUUGCAGAAGUUGAACCAGCUGGGAUAUGAAACUUUGAUUUAUCCACCAUGUUCACCGGACCUCUUGCCAACCAACUACCACUUCUUCAAGCAUCUCGACAACUUCUUGCAGAAGAAAACCUUCAACAACGAAGCCGCUGUUCAAAACGCCUUCGAAGAGUUCGUCGCUUCCAGAAAUCCAGAAUUUUAUGUUACAGGAAUAAAUACACUCGUCUUUCGUUGGCAAAAAUGUGUAGAUUCUAAUGGUUCUUAUUUCGAUGAAUAAAAUUUACUUUGAAUUGAAAUAUCUGUAUUUGAAGUUUAAAAACUGCAAUAACUUUCUGGAUAACUUAAUGAUACUCAAAGAUCUCCAAAGGCUUCACAAGGAGCUGUUGGAAAUAUAAAAAAAAAAAAAGUGAAACUACUGAAACAAAAAACAAUUAUCUCGACACCGACUUAAUCGGUGAGAUCGUCGGAGGAUCCCAAUAACGCGCGCGGCCACGAAUUUAUAUUCCGGAACUACAAAAUCUCACCACCAUCACAAGGAACAUAAAAAGGGUAAAAAAAAAAACCACUCUCCUCAAAAUACAUCCAUACAAAAUUCAAAGAAAAACACCAAAGCAUGUAAAAAAGUCAAACCACGACUCCAAAUUACGGGGGCCGUACAAAACAAGUUUAAAGAAUUUCAAAAAACCAAAUGUAAGCAACAGGCGUAUGAUCACCACGUAAUCAACCGGUGUGCUAUGGUCAACUAAAGCGGUCGCUUCUGCCGAGCGCCCUAAUAUAGUCGCC
Messenger RNA from Dinoponera quadriceps, 2727 nucleotides. RefSeq names its product histone-lysine N-methyltransferase SETMAR-like. Gene Ontology annotation, molecular function: nucleic acid binding. The record is from RefSeq and is a predicted model, not a curated record. Bases 542 to 2221 code for a protein of 559 amino acids. The transcript is spliced from 4 exons. Lineage: Eukaryota; Metazoa; Arthropoda; Insecta; Hymenoptera; Formicidae.